CUCGCCCAGGGAGAGAGAGAAAGCUUGACCCGGCGGGCCGGCCUUGCUCGCACUCGGUAUCUGUCGGGAGUUCUCGGUCCCCGCGGAGCGGAGCGCGGCGGCCAUGCGGCUGGUGUGUGCAGCCUGGCCCGGGCCGGGCGUCUCGCCCGCUCUGCUGCUGCCGGUGCUGCUGCUGCUGCUGCCGGGCUCCUGCCUGGGGCUCGUGAGGGCGGCUCGCAGGCCCAACGUGCUGCUGCUGCUUACCGACGACCAAGACGCGGAGCUCGGCGGCAUGACGCCACUGAAGAAAACCAAGGCCCUCAUUGGAGAGAAGGGGAUGACUUUCUCUAGUGCCUACGUGCCGAGCGCGCUCUGCUGCCCCAGCAGAGCCAGCAUCCUGACUGGAAAGUACCCGCACAAUCACCACGUCGUGAACAACACUCUGGAGGGCAACUGUAGCAGCAGGUCCUGGCAGAAGAUGCAAGAGCCGAGCACCUUCCCCGCGAUCCUGAGGUCGGCGUGCGGCUAUCAGACCUUCUUUGCUGGGAAGUACCUAAAUGAGUACGGAGCCCCAGACGCAGGUGGACUGGAGCACGUCCCUCUGGGCUGGAGUUACUGGUAUGCCUUGGAGAAGAACUCUAAGUACUAUAACUACACCCUCUCCAUCAACGGGAGGGCACGGAGGCACGGAGAGAAUUAUAGCGUGGACUACCUGACCGACGUCCUGGCCAACCUCUCCCUGGACUUCCUGGACUACAAGUCCAACUCUGAGCCAUUCUUCAUGAUGAUAUCCACUCCAGCGCCCCACUCACCGUGGACAGCCGCACCUCAGUACCAGAAGGCUUUCCAGAACGUCUUCGCACCAAGAAGCAAGAACUUCAACAUCCACGGCACGAACAAGCACUGGCUCAUUAGGCAAGCCAAGACUCCAAUGACGAACUCUUCAAUCCAGUUCCUAGAUGACGCGUUCAGAAGGAGGUGGCAGACUCUGCUCUCGGUUGAUGAUCUUGUGGAGAAGCUGGUAAAGAGGUUAGACGUCACUGGUGAGCUGGACAACACAUACAUCUUCUAUACCUCAGACAAUGGCUACCAUACAGGGCAGUUCUCUUUGCCAAUAGACAAAAGACAGCUAUAUGAGUUUGACAUCAAAGUGCCGCUGCUGGUUCGAGGGCCUGGCAUCAGACCGAACCAGACAAGCAAGAUGCUGGUCUCGAAUAUUGACUUGGGCCCCACGAUCCUGGACCUUGCUGGCUAUGACCUGAAUAAGACACAGAUGGAUGGGGUGUCCUUACUGCCCAUUCUGAAAGGGGCCAGUAACGUAACCUGGAGGUCAGACGUCCUGGUGGAGUAUCAAGGAGAAGGCCGUAACGUCACUGACCCGACCUGCCCUUCCCUGAGUCCCGGAGUGUCUCAAUGUUUCCCAGACUGCGUGUGUGAGGACGCUUACAACAACACUUACGCAUGUGUGCGGACGCUGUCGCCGCUCUGGAACCUGCAGUACUGCGAGUUUGAAGACCAGGAGGUGUUCGUAGAAGUCUAUAAUAUAACUGCAGAUCCAGACCAGAUCACCAACAUUGCUAAAAGUAUAGACCCAGAGCUUUUGGGAAAGAUGAAUUACCGCCUGAUGAUGCUCCAGUCCUGUUCAGGGCCAACCUGCCGCACUCCGGGGGUCUUUGACCCUGGGUACAGGUUUGACCUGCGUCUCAUGUUUAGCAGUCACGGCAGUGUCAGAACAAGAAGAUUCUCAAAGCAUCCUCUGUAGUGGCGGCGGCCAGCCUCUGCAGCCGGAUCCUCGCACACCCCCUUCUCAUGAAGUGGUUGUAGUAGGAGCCCAUGCCUGGAAGAGCUCUGGCCUGCCUGUUUUGAGUCCUGUUGGAAAAAUAACCCGGUCAGCUGACUUCCAGUACUGUGAACCCACCCGUGUCAGAAGUGGCUGACCCUGUCUCUUCCUCAGAAGACAACCAACACUCCUGAGGUCUUUGCCCUCCUCAUGUCCCUUCAUCUUGGGUGGGACAGUGUGUGAUGAUCUCCCACAUGGUCGGGUCUAAAUCCAUACAACUGUUCAGAUGAAUGGCGAUACCUUAGGGCAGAAAGAAAAGGCCUUUUGGUCUGUAGCUCGCCCCCAAAUCAAAAGUCCUGUCUAGCAUUUCAGACUGAGCCCUUCACUGUCAACACACAGCCCUGAAAAUGGAGAGAAAAGGUGUUUCUAACUUCCAUCACGGCGUGGUAAAUGUGCAGCUUGUCACCCAAGCUCUGUCCUAUUUUGCUGGAAUCCCGGGCUGUGCUGAUGCAGCCGCAGGCUGUGUUGGGGGUCCAGGUGAAUCCCGUGAGCUCUGGAAGCCCUCAGCUCUUCAGUGGCUCCAACCGCCCUGAGUGCUCAGAGCCACGCCGAGGGGAGGGAGUGCCAGAGGAGAUGGGGCUCCUGGGUGAGCAGGUUGAAGGCUGCACAGAAGUGCCUGUCGGGAGGGAUCUCAAGUGUGGCACACAGACAAGUCAUUAGGACAGACUGCAGUUAGCCGCCUUCUCAUUUAAAAGUUACAGUGUCUCACAGUUGGUGUGAAGGGCCAGCAGCUUCACCUUAUUUCCCCUUCUCUGUCACGAAAGCUCUUGAGUUUCCGGUCGGUAUUCCCCUGCCCAGGGUUCCUUGCUGCCCAGAACGACGUCAUCCUGUUCCUUCACGUAAAGACCAAGUCCACUCUGACACUUCCCGGAAGGGCCACGCGCUGCCAGGACUGCAGGGAAGAGGGAGAGCUGGCUUUCUAGGACGGCAGGGAGGAGGGAGAGCUGGGUUUUAACCUGCUCGCUUAGGCAGUGAGGGAGGGACUCCAGCUUUACACGGCCUCUGCCUAGCUUUAAAUACUUGCAACACAUGCCCAGAAGUCACUUUGGGGUGUCAGAGGCCAUGGUGGGGUAAUAGCCAUGGAGUUUAUUCCUUUACCUCAGGUGACCCCAGCAACUGCCCUGAUACUGAGAAUCAGGCAGUUGAGUGGACACCUCUGCUGUGGCUGCUUCAGAGGGAAAACAUUUUUAAGUCACAGAAUGGAAUGUGGGUACUGGCUCCAUUCACUCCCCUGGGAUUGUAAACACCAUCAGUCUAUAUUAGUGAGAGUUGACCAUAGCUGUGUUCCCAAAUAAAAGUGACCAGCUCGUACCCGGCCGUGGACUCAGAUCUUAUUCUUCAUGGCUUCUGAAAGUAAGCAAAGCCAGAGUGACUGACCGGUCAGCUGCCAUGAGGGUUUCUACCUAGCUGCCCCUACGUUCAGGGGACAUGUUCGGGUGGUGGGACAUGGUAAGGUCCUCAGUACCUCUCAAUUAUGGUGCGCUUCCUGCCAACAUCGGAGUGGACCUUAGUUUUAUCCUGACAGAAUACAGCAAGCAUGGCUUCCCAACUAUAAGGACAUAAGGGCCUUAUAAUCUGUACUCAUGUGAAUUUUGACAUCUCCUUUGAAGGCCGGGGCCGUGUCCACUGGUGCUUUUCAAAAUAGAGAACCAUAAACCCAAAAUGGAAUGCAGGGACUCUCCCUUAAAAGAUUUCCUCUUUCGGAACUGUCCCUCAGACACAGUUUCAGAGUAGGGUACACGUUUAGAGUGUCUCUGGGCUUAACAAAUGGUUCUUUUGCAACACCUUUGGACUUGUAGGCGCUAGGGGUUUUGUACGAAAUAGUAGGGUAGCUGUGGAGGUUACACCUCAACCUGAGAGAAACAUUCACAAGUAUCUACAGGCAACGUCUUUUCUUUAAUGAAAGAUGGUGGGCCAGAAUCCUCAAAAGAAAGCACAGGGGGUACCCCAGCCAAACAGCACUGGGGUUGCAGGUUCCCCGCGGUUCUUGAGUUCACCAGCACCUGCUGCUUCAUGGACUGUGAAUUCCCUCCUCAGUAUCACUUGUGCGAGACGUUCCUCUGCCCCGGCUCUCUGUCAUCUCACUCACGUAGAAAGUGCCCUUCAAAGGACCCUGUUCACUGCUGCACUUUUCAAUGAAUUAAAACUUAUUUCUGUUCUAGUGGGAA
This is a messenger RNA of Onychomys torridus (southern grasshopper mouse), 3987 nucleotides long. It is a transcript of the gene Gns, whose product is annotated as glucosamine (N-acetyl)-6-sulfatase. Bases 104 to 1741 code for a protein of 545 amino acids. Gene Ontology annotation, molecular function: glycosaminoglycan binding; N-acetylglucosamine-6-sulfatase activity. The record is from RefSeq and is a predicted model, not a curated record. Lineage: Eukaryota; Metazoa; Chordata; Mammalia; Rodentia; Cricetidae. Gene Ontology annotation, biological process: glycosaminoglycan metabolic process. The transcript has 14 exons.